UCUUCGACGCCGCCGGCGCCCCUCGCUCCCGGCCACUUCCGCCGCCCGCUCCUAUCCUCUGUGCGGUUCUCCCAUGGAAGAAAGAGAGAGGAAGACGGGCCGCGCGGUGUCGUGCCCUGUCGCCUGACGACGGAGGCGCCAUCGUGAGCUGCGUGCGGCGGGGCGUCCACGGAGGCGGCGAGUUGGCUCCCGUCGGCUGCACACGGCGGCCACCUGGGCAGUGCUUUCCACGGGGUGGCGAGCUGGGCGCCUCAAGCCAGCGGCGUGCGAGGUAAGUUGGGUUUAGAGGUCAAAUUCCCCAUCCAAAAAACGCAAGAAAAAUGCCCGCGCGCCAACUCCGCCGCUGCCACCACCUCACCGUCGCCGCCGUCACAAAAUCCCACGCCACCCUGCUCAAGUCCGGCGUCACCUCCCCGACGCCCUGGAACCAGCUCCUCACCGCCUACUCCCUCUCCCCGCUCGGCCUCGUCGCCGCGCGCCAGGUGUUCGACCAAAUCCCCCGCCCGGACGCCGCCUCCUGGAACUCCCUCCUCACAGCGCACGUCUCCGCCGGCGCGCAUUCCGCCGCAUACCACAUCCUCCAAGCCAUGCACGCUAGGGGGCUCGCCGCCAGCACCUUCGCCCUCGGCCCCGCUCUCCGCUCCGCUGCUGCUUUGGGCUGCCCUGCUCUCGGCGCCCAGCUGCACUCGCUCGCCGUCAAAGCCGGCCUUGCCGAUAACGUCUUCUCUGCAACCGCAUUGCUUCACAUGUACGCAAAAUGUGGCCGCACAAGGGAUGCUCGUCGGGUGUUCGAUGGAAUGCUGGAGCGAAACACUGUUUCUUGGAAUGCACUCAUUGCCGGUUAUGCGGAAUCCGGGAAGGCUGCUCCAGCAGUUAAGCUGUUUGUUGAGAUGGAGAGGGAGGGGUUACGUCCAGAUGAGGCAACAUUCGCUGCAUUGCUCACGGUGGUCGAUGAUUCCAGUUGUUUCUUGAUGCACCAGUUUCAUGGAAAGAUUAUUAAAUAUGGAUCGGCAUUGGGUUUGAUAGUGUUGAAUGUAGCAAUCACUGCCUACUCGCAAUGUGGUGCCCUGGUGAAUUCUAGAAGGAUCUUUGAUGAAAUUGGGGACAGCAGGGAUUUAAUCUCAUGGAACGCAAUGCUUGCAGCUUACGCUUCCCAUGGGAUGGAGUAUGAGGUGAUGGGAUUCUUUGCUAGCAUGAUGCAGGCGAGUGGAGUUCAACCUGACAUGUAUAGUUUCACAAGUAUCAUAAGUGCGUGCGCAGAGCAUCGUGACCAUGGAGGGACAGUAUUUCAUAGUUUGGUGGUCAAGAAUGGCUUCGAAGGAGUCACUCCUGUCUGCAAUGCUUUGAUUGCCAUGUACACUCGAUUUAGUGAGAAAUGCAUGAUGGAAGAUGCGUAUAAGUGCUUCGAUUCCUUGCUGCUUAAGGAUACCGUCUCCUGGAAUUCUAUGUUAACUGGGUAUUCACAGCACGGUUUGAGCGCUGAUGCCUUGAGAUUCUUCAGAUGUAUGCAGUCAGAAAAUAUUAGAACUGACGAAUAUGCAUUCUCUGCUGCCCUGCGUUCAUGCUCAGACCUUGCUUUACUUCGGCUAGGUAGACAAAUACACGGUUUAGUCAUCCAUUCUGGUUUUGCUUCCAACAAUUUUGUUUCCAGCUCGCUGAUCUUUAUGUAUUCUAAGAGUGGCAUUCUUGAUGAUGCAAUGAAGUCUUUUGAGGAGGCAGAUAAGAGUAGCUCUGUGCCCUGGAACUCUAUGAUGUUUGGUUAUGCGCAGCAUGGACAGGCGCAAGCCGUGCGCAGCCUCUUCAAUGAGAUGCUGGAGCUUAAGGUUCCUCUGGAUCAUAUUACAUUUGUUGGCCUGAUUACUGCCUGCAGUCAUGCUGGUCUUGUGGACGAAGGUUCAGAAAUCCUCAAUACGAUGGAAAGCAGGUAUGGAAUUCCUCUUCAGAUGGAGCAUUAUGCAUGUGGCAUUGAUCUGUAUGGGAGGGCUGGGCAGCUUGACAAAGCAAGAGAGCUUAUUGACUCCAUGCCAUUUGAACCAGAUGCCAUGGUGUGGAUGACCCUAUUAGGUGCUUGCAGAAUCCAUGGGAAUAUGGAACUAGCAAGUGAUGUGGCCAGCCAUCUACUGGAGGCAGAACCUAGACAGCACUCCACCUAUGUUCUCCUCUCCAGCAUGUAUUCUGGUCUUGGGAUGUGGAAUGAUAGAGCAAUAGUGCAGAGGGAAAUGAAGAAUAAAGGAUUAAGCAAAGUCCCUGGUUGGAGCUGGAUUGAGGUGAAGAAUGAGGUGCACUCUUUCAAUGCAGAGGAUGGGUCGCACCCAAGGAUGGAGGAAAUAUAUGAGAUGUUGAGUUUGUUGGUUCACAAUUUUCCCAUGCAGCUGCCGCAUCUAAAAACAAGUGGAGCCAUCGACUGCUAACUAUCAAAUUAUGGGCAUUAACCAGCCAGCCCCUGUUGGAGAUGGUUGAGCACACUUCUCUUGUACAUUCUGUGGAUGCACAUUCAUUUUCUCUGAUUGCUAGUGGCAGUGAAGACCUACCUCUCUGUCAAUAUAUGGAAAGAUGGGAUCUGCGUUUAAAGCAAUGAGCACCUAGGUUGCAUGGGUGGAUGUGAUGCUAAAUUCUUGGAAAAUGGAGAUGGUGUAAGUGCAUGUUCUGAUCACUGAAAAAAGAACAGCGUGCUAUAACGCCGCUAAUAGCACGCUAUAGCGUGCUGAGAAUCAUCUCGCUAAAUAAAUCAGUGUACAACGCCUCGCUAAUAGCGCGCUAUAGCGCGAUAUAACAUGCUAAUAGCAUAUUUUAAGGCUGGCACUAUAUUUUUCCUUCUGAUGGAAUUGUGAGGGUAUGGACAACCAACCAUAAUAUGGUUCUGCAUUGAUGAAGAACGUGCAGCUUAUACACAGAUCUUUUUUCUCAGUACACGCUUAGCAGUGACCGUUUAAAAGCAAGGAACAGCAAAGGUAUUCCAGCUAAGGGAGAGAGACAAUGCUAGUCAGACGAUCAUUAUGAAAAAAAUGGUCUUCCAGCUUCAUUCUAUUUUAUGAGGUGGAAGGGAGGCCUCUUUCCUGCUGGAAUUCAACAUUUAUGUAGUUUUGGCAAAGACAAGUCUAUGUACUCUGUAUUUAGGUGAGCUCGUGUCGUAAACACGGCAGAGCUGCAUGGUGAGUACAUGUGACUGAAGAAUUCACAAACAUAGUGGCAGGGAGUCAUUUAUUUUUUGUGUCAGCCAUAUGUUUGGCCCAGUAAAUCUUAUUCGGUUCAAGGACUUCUGAUGAGUCCCACAAUACAAAAAAAAACAAAACAGAAAUGUGAAUCA
Triticum dicoccoides is the source of this 3307-nucleotide messenger RNA. RefSeq names its product putative pentatricopeptide repeat-containing protein At3g25970. Gene Ontology annotation, cellular component: intracellular membrane-bounded organelle. NCBI's taxonomy places the organism in Eukaryota, Viridiplantae, Streptophyta, Magnoliopsida, Poales, Poaceae. The record is from RefSeq and is a predicted model, not a curated record. Gene Ontology annotation, molecular function: RNA binding; protein binding. Gene Ontology annotation, biological process: RNA modification. The transcript has 5 exons. Bases 321 to 2411 code for a protein of 696 amino acids.